Botrytis porri is the source of this 1401-nucleotide messenger RNA. RefSeq lists its product as uncharacterized. The coding region runs from base 1 to 1401 and encodes 466 amino acids. The record is from RefSeq and is a predicted model, not a curated record. NCBI's taxonomy places the organism in Eukaryota, Fungi, Ascomycota, Leotiomycetes, Helotiales, Sclerotiniaceae. The transcript has a single exon.
AUGUCUACACCAUCUGGCUCUGGCUCUCGAAAGGACAGGAAAGUUUCGAGAAAACCCAAAGUUCUAUCAGAUAGAUCACAGAAAACUCCCUCCGUCACAGCUCAACCUGAUCAAAGACCACCUGUUGCACCUCCUGCCUCGGACAACACUCCAGAACAAGCAUCUGUCAAUGUUGACCAACAAGCUCGAGACAUUACCACAGGACAUAACCCAGAGUCUGUACGUCUUCUCAAAUUACCAACUUUGCCAUCUCAGAGGCCUAAUCUACAAAAUUCUUUUGCCGAUCCCUUCAAGUGGCAACCACUUCCAGGAGAGCCUUUGAGUCCAAGUCACGGCAGCUCUCUACCACAGGAUAUCUGGAAACCACAAAAUUACAGAAAACAUGGCAACACUAGAAACAAUGGUGCUGCUCAUGGCACUCCUUUGGGUCCAGACAUUUGGAAACCGCAAAGUUACGCUAGAGAUGGUGAUAGAGACAGUCAUGGUUCCCGUCUUUUCACUCCUACUCCGAAUCCUCGGAGAGCGAGCUCAAGAAUGGAUCGGGUCAACUCUAAUCAGCGAAUACCUCCACUAACACAUGCUGCCCCACCAACCAACAAUAGGUUCGCCCAACGACUCCCUCCGUUAGCACCAGCUGCUCCAAAAUCAAAGAUAGCGUAUGCUCCGGGAUUUCCCUCAUCAUCAAAGAAAGUAGCUACCAACAGCAGCUCGGCUAUACGACAAUCAUUAUUAACACCAGCUGCCCCACAACACCCUCGAUCAACACAAGUUGUUCCAAAUCCCAGCAUCAACUACGCUGCACAACCACCAGUAGUCAAUCCCACUACCACCCUCGACUACAUUCCCUCUGAAGCCGCCGAAGAGCUUCGAGACAGACUCUUCAAGCUCACCUCCGACUACCAACGUCUCUACAGCAUUUUCAUGCCUAGCGGACAUGUCAGCCCCCAUGCCGCUCGCUGGAACUCAAUCGACAUCGAUCUUCCCUAUCUCUUCGAAGUUCGUCAGCAAGUUAUCAAUUGCCUGGUUGCUACCAAGAGAUUCGAAAAUGGAGAAGAGAUCAAAGACGUGGAAGGAUUCAAGGAAACUCAAAAACUUUUCUUUAAGAAUUUGGAGGAGGCUGUCGAUAUUGCUAUUGAGAAGAUGACUUGGUUGAGGAGAGAGUUGGAGGGUCCGGAUGGGUGUGCUUAUCAGCAUCGGAAUUGGUACUAUCAGGUUAUUGGGAACAAUCUAAGGAGUACUUGUUUGCCUUCAGCGAGGGAGGAUGGGGAUGUUGAGGGUGGAGAUGCUGGAGAUAGUGACAAAGCUACAAGACAUGGCGAUGAACAUGGUAACUUGGUAUCUCCAUCGCUGGACUCCGAAGAUGAAAAAGAAAUGAGGGCGGAGAAGCGCAUGAGGAUGUAG